CACGACGACAGAGCUACUGGCCAUUGGCUUGCAGGCAGGGAGUUCCCGGCGUGCUGCGCUUCGGCGGCGGGCCAUGGCUGUGGGGGUGCGGCUGCCUAUGCUGCUUGAGCUCUGGCUGCUGGUGUUGGCUCGGCUCUGCUCGGAGGCAGCUGACGGCGGGGGCUGGCGGCAGGCUGGGCCGGGGCCAGACGUAGCCGUGGAGGAACGCUGCACCGUGGAGCGCCGCUCCGACCUCACCUACGCUGAGUUCGUGCAGCACUACGCCUUCCUCAGGCCCGUCAUCCUACAGGGACUCACGGAUAACUCGAGGUUUCGGGCCCUGUGCUCGCGAGAGAGUCUGUUGGCUACCUUUGGGGACCACUUGGUUCGGCUCAGCACCGCCAACACCUACUCUUACCAGAAAGUGGACCUACCCUUCCAGCAAUAUGUAGAGCAGCUGCUACAUCCCCAAGACCCUGCUUCUCUGGGCAACGAUACUCUGUACUUUUUUGGGGACAACAACUUCACAGAGUGGGCAUCAUUAUUUAAGCACUACUCCCCACCUCCGUUUCAUUUGCUGGGAACCACUCCUGCUUAUAGCUUCGGAAUUGCAGGAGCUGGCUCUGGGGUGCCCUUCCACUGGCAUGGGCCUGGAUUCUCGGAGAUGAUCUAUGGCCGUAAGCACUGGUUCCUCUACCCACCUGAGAAGACCCCCGAGUUCCACCCCAACAAGACCACACUGACCUGGCUUCGGGACACAUACCCAGCCUUGGCACCAUCUGAAAGGCCCCUGGAGUGUACCAUUCAGGCUGGUGAGGUGCUGUAUUUCCCUGACCGCUGGUGGCACGCUACACUCAAUCUUGACACCAGUGUCUUCAUCUCCACCUUCCUUGGCUAGCCAGAAGAGGCAGGCCCACACACACCAGGAUGUGCCCAUGUACUGGUCACAAAUUUUAUUACAGGAACAGUGGCAGCAAUGGCAGCUUCAACCCAACCCACCCCCAUCUGCUUUUCCAGCCC
Heterocephalus glaber (naked mole-rat) is the source of this 999-nucleotide messenger RNA. RefSeq names its product jumonji domain containing 8 (gene Jmjd8). The record is from RefSeq and is a predicted model, not a curated record. Gene Ontology annotation, cellular component: nucleus. NCBI's taxonomy places the organism in Eukaryota, Metazoa, Chordata, Mammalia, Rodentia, Bathyergidae. Gene Ontology annotation, molecular function: cis-regulatory region sequence-specific DNA binding.